AGAAAAAGCUGAGAAGUUUAAAUCUGAAAUGACAGUGUGUGAAAGUGUGUGAAAGUGUUUCUGGAGUGUGAGAAACUGUGUGUUUCACUGCGUGCCAGACAAACAAGCUUCCUGUUGGUUUCACGCUGCAGAAGGAAGGACAUGGAGACGCAGCCAACAUUAGAAAAGAUGGAGGGAGGAUCUUCAUUUGCCCCACCUCCUUAUCCAACUGACCCAGCCUCUAUGCAGCAGCCUCCUGCCUAUCUGCCCCCUCCCUAUAACUAUGGCGCUACCCUUUACCACCCGGGAGACCCGGCCACAGACUUUCCCCCUCCUGCACAGGACAUUAACAUUCAGGGCUCAGCAGCAGGGAAUCAAGAAUGUGAGACUGGAACUUCAUUUGUCACAUCUACGUUUGAUGAUAAAACUGUGCGAAGAGCUUUCAUCAGAAAGGUGUUCAGCGUGGUCACUGUGCAGCUGUUGGUCACCUUCUCCAUCGUGUGUGUGUUUACUUUCUCGAAGACAGUGAGGAAGGCUGUGCAGGACAACAUCUGGAUCUACCUCAGCUCCUACAUCAUCUUCAUGGUGGUGGCGUUGGCAUUGAGCUUCUCCUCGACCCUCUGCCGCAAACACCCAUGGAACUUCAUCUCCCUAUCAGUGGUGACCCUCAGUUUGUCCUACAUGGUUGGUACUGUAGCAUCGUUCCACGACACAACAGCUGUGACCAUUGCUAUGGGAUCAACACUCGUGAUCUCCUUCAGUAUCAUCAUUUUCUCUGCUCAGACACGUGUGGAUUUCACAGUGUGUAACGGCAUUCUGAUCGUUCUGGCUGUGGAUCUGCUGAUGUUUGGGGUCUUCAGUACAUUUUAUUACUCCCAUGUUCUGCAGAUUGUAUAUGGAAGUCUCGGAGCACUGGUCUACUCGCUGUUCCUGGCUGUCGACUGUCAGCUGGUGAUGGGGAGAGAGAAAUACAGCCUGAACCCUGAGGAGUACGUCUUCGCCGCUUUAGUCAUCUAUCUGGACAUCAUAAUGAUCUUCCUCUACAUCCUCAUUAUCCUCGGAGGAAGCUCUAAAAGCUGAACCCUUCUGAACACAUUAAAGUACUUUAUCAGCAUCACCAUCAUCAUUGCCUUAGUUAAAUAAAUAACUCACACAAACAUACAGACAGUUUGAGUGUCGAAUCCAUGGAGAUCUUGAGAUCAUCAAUAUAGUAAAGAUGGAGGUCCAGGAGCAUCUUUAGCAGCAUCAGGUGCUGCUUCUUUUUCUAAUCAUUUCCCAUUCAUCACUGUAGAGUGAUUGUGUUUAUUUUGUGUAUAUUUUAUGUGUCGAUCUCUCCUCUUAAUGCUUCCUGCUUACAGGGGUUAAUGUUACAGGGGUAAGUGUUACAGGGGUAGGUGUUACAGGGGUUAAUGUUACAGGGGUUAAUGUUACAGGGGUAAGUGUUACAGGGGUUAAUGUUACAGGGGUAGGUGUUACAGGGGUAGGUGUUACAGGGGUAGGAGUUACAGGGCUUAAUGUUACAGGGGUAGGUGUUACAGGGGUUAAUGUUACAGGGGUAGGUGUUACAGGGCUUAAUGUUACAGGGGUAGGUGUUACAGGGGUUAAUGUUACAGGGGUAGGUGUUACAGGGGUUAAUGUUACAGGGGUAGGUGUUACAGGGGUUAAUGUUACAGGGGUAGGUGUUACAGGGCUUAAUGUUACAGGGGUAGGUGUUACAGGGGUUAAUGUUACAGGGGUUAAUGUUACAGGGUUUACAUUUACAGCACUUGGCAGACCCCCUUGAUGAACCUAAGUGCUUUUAAGUCUCUAUAAAUAAAUACAUGAACACUGCUUCACUAGGUUACAGACUUAGGAUACCAUCAACCUAAAACUGUUCAUUGCAUGUGCUUUUUAUUAUUUAAUGGUAAUUAGUUAAUUAAUUAGUUAAUGUUAAGGGUUAAUCAUAGGGGUUAAUAAUACUGAUUAAUAUUAGAGGUUAAAGUUAGGGGUUAAUGAUAGGGUUAUUUUAGAAAUUGUAUUUUGAACACCAUUAAACUUUAUGAUGAUUGUGGUCUUAAUUUUGUGCCCUAAAUAAAUACAGCUUAUUUCCACA
Molecule: messenger RNA, 2071 nt
Organism: Tachysurus vachellii
Lineage: Eukaryota; Metazoa; Chordata; Actinopteri; Siluriformes; Bagridae
Product: protein lifeguard 1
Exons: 7
Coding region: 142-1059 (305 amino acids)
Biological process (GO): negative regulation of apoptotic signaling pathway
Cellular component (GO): Golgi apparatus; membrane; endoplasmic reticulum
Source: RefSeq, a predicted model, not a curated record